This is a messenger RNA of Podarcis lilfordi (Lilford's wall lizard), 13410 nucleotides long. The record is from the annotation of a GenBank genome assembly. Lineage: Eukaryota; Metazoa; Chordata; Lepidosauria; Squamata; Lacertidae.
AUGGAGUCGGUGAUGAAAUUGCAGCGGGUACAGCUGAAAUGCAAGAACCUUCAUGAAUUCCUGCGGGGCCUCAGCCCUGGCAUCUUAGACCGGCUCUACAACCAUCCUGCCACAUGCCUCGCUGUCUUUCGGUGAGCGAGAACCCCCUUCCCAAAUAUUGGGGUGCUGGCCAGAGUGGGGAGGGUGGAAUAAAAGAAUCAGUUUACUUCCGAACUAGAUUAUUUACAGUUCAAGUUUAACCAUGCUUACUCUGUAGUAAGUCCUGUUUAUAUGUGGCUUACUCCUGGGUAAGUGGAGUUAGGAUUACAGCCUUAGGCUUGACCUUAACUGAAUCACGAAUCGUUGAUUCUCUAAAGUUGCCUGCACUGGGUGAGAAUCCUGCUGUAAACAAGAUGUGCAGAUAUUUUAUUUUAUUGUAUGUGCAUUCUGGUGUCUUGCUUAAAUUGUGCUUUUAGUAUUUAAUUGCAUCCAUUCACAAGAACAGGAAAAGGCGAGUCUUUUUUUUAUCUAACAGGUUGUUGUUUUAAAUGAGCCAGUCAUUCCCGUGAUUAUAUUUUGUAUUGUUUUCUGGUAUUUCAUUUUGCACAUUGCCCUUGUUAGCUUAUGCGAAUACAUAAAUAAAAUAAACAGUAGCAUGUUUCCAAGUUUUUUAAAAAGUAGAUUCUGAAAAUACUUGAUUGGCGUCGCUUGUGAAAGCAGUUUCGCUACACGCUAAACCAUCCACACAUUGAUCUGUGUGUUUUAAGCAAUUUAUUCCAGCUCAGCCUUCCCCAACUUGAUGCCUUCUGUAGGUUUUUGGACCAUGGCAAAUGGUCAAGAGGGAUGGGAAUUGUGGUCCAGCAACAUCUCAAGGGCCAAAGGUUCCCCAUCCCUACAUCCUUCUGAGCAGGAGAUGCUGUGGCUAAUCUCUGACUCUCCAGAUGUUGCUGCCGUUCCCGUCAGUUUUCCAUCAGCAGAGUCAAGGGCAAGGAAAAUGGGAGCUGUUUUUCAGAAAUGUCUGGAGGGCCUCGGAUUAGCCACCCCCUGCAUUAUGGUAUAAAAGUAUUUUAUAAAAGCUCCAUCUUGUACGCAGGCUGAGGCCCUAAGUGCCCGCGGACUGUCUCACAAGAGUAGUGCCUGCUCUGGUUAUCUCUCCCUUGGACUACUGCAAUGUGCUCUAUGUGGGGCUACCUUUGAAGGUGACCCAGAAACUACAACUAAUCCAGAAUGUGGCAGCUAGACUGGUGACUGGGAGUGGCUGCUGAGACCACAUAACACCAGUUCUGAAAGACCUACAUUAGCUCCCAGUACGUUUCCGAGCACAAUUCAAAGUGUUGGUGCUGACCUUUAAAGCCUUCUAGCAGUUCCCUUGCUAUGAGAAGCAAAAUUACAGGGAACCAGGCAGAGGGCCUUCUUGUAGUGGCUCCUGCCCUGUGGAACGCCCUCCCAUCAGUUGUCAAAUAAAUAAAAAACUAUCUGACUUUUAGAAGACAUCUGAAGGCAGCCCUUUUUAGGGAAGCUUUUAAUAUUUGAUGAAUAUUGUAAGAUUUUGCUGGAAGCCUCCCAGAGUGGCUGGGGAAACCCAGCCAGAUGUGCGGGGUAUAAAUUAUUAUUAUUUAUUUUGUGUUCACAGCACUGUCCUUGCAUUCUUACAUUUUCAGAGAGCUGCCAGGGUUGGCCAAGAACUACGUCAUGAGGAUGCUUUUCCUGGAACAGCCCCUCCCUCAGGCCGCUGUGGCCUCAUGGGUCAAGAAGGAAUUCACCAAGUGAGUUGCUGGUUGCGACUGGACAGUGUGGAAGCAAAAACUUGGGUUGUGUAGCAAAGCAUCAGAAAAGCAAGAGAAACCAAGCUGCUGCUCUGUGGGGGCCUAGUGAUUCAUACACACACAUGAGUUUCUGAGUAUCUUCUGGUCCAAUUCAUAUAUUACAUUCUUUGCUUUGACAAGGGAACAACCUGACUGAUCCUUAUCUUCCCCAGAGCCCGGUUUUGCACUCAGCUUAGCUCACAAUUGCUUCUUGCUUUUCAGGGAGCAGGAUGAAAGCUCAGAUGUCUUGUUGGGGCUACGGCUCUGGCACACACAGCUGCUCCCUGGCGGCCUCCAAGGAAUCGUCUUGAACCCCAUCUUUAAGGAGAACUUGCGCAUCGCCUUGCUGGGAGGGUAAGCGAGAGCCAUGGAGAGAAUUACCGUAUUUUUCACUCUAUAAGACGCACUUUUUCCCCUCCAAAAAUGAAGGGGAAAUGUGUGUGCGUCCUAUGGAGCGAAUGCAGGCUUUCGCUGAAGCCUGGAGAGCGAGAGGGGUCGGAGCGCACCGACCCCUCUCGCUCUCCAGGCUUGCGGAUAGCAGCCUGCAGCCCAAAGCCCGGGGAGCGCAGUGCCAACUCCCACUGUGCUCCCCGGGCUUUAGGCAGCUAUCCACAAGCCUUCGGAGCACUUCUUGGCUUCUGCCAAAGCCGUGCGCAGCCUCUCCCGGCUGAAGAGGUUGUGCGUGGCUAAAGAGGAAGCCAAGACAGCCAGCGGGAUGGAUCCCGCUGGCUAUCUUGGCUUUGCCUUGGGCUGGGGAAUAUUCCCUAUUUCCCCACCCCCAAAACUAGGUGCGCGCUAUGGUCCGGUGCGCCCUAUGGAGCGAAAAAUACGGUAGGAACCAAGGCAGAGGCUUGGUGUAUUUAAUGCACUGAAGAUAGUCCUGUAUGUGGCUGUGUUCACACAUAACGCUAAACCAUAGUUUGCUUUAACCUUGAUUUGUUCAACAAGCCACAGAUUGUUUCUCCGCACUCACAUUUGUUUUUAAGCUGCUCUUGCCUUGUAUCUCUGUAGCAUAUGGUGUUCUGGGGUGGGGUGGGUUAACCAAGGUUGUUGGCUGAGGCAUAAUGCCAAACAACAGUUAAAACAAGGCACAGUUUGCAAGCCAGCAACAAGCCAUGGGCUCACCUUGUUUCUAGGAAACAAACUGCGGUUAAUCAGCUGGGCUGGAUUCAAACAUUCAGACCAAUCAGAUAUUUACAAAACAAACCAUGGUUAGGUGUUAAGUGCAAACCAGGCCUCUGGGCGAUGUGCUUUGGUUGCAUUGCAAUUAGCAGUGCUUUCCUUAAUAAAUAGAGCAGUGAAAGAAAGAAAACUUAUUUUCUAACGGCCCCACACAGAUACAGUGGGGCGACUUGCAAACCAUGAGUUUUUCAGACACUUGCCUUCUCCUUGCAUGUGAAUUAUUAUUAUUAUUAUUAACACGUUUGUAUGGUUUGCUUUAGCCAUCGUUUAAUGCUCACACUGGCAUUGGCGCAGACAUGGUUACGUCUAAUCCAGGGUUUCCCAAACUACGGUCUCCAGCUGGUUUUGGAUUACAACUCCCAUCAUCCCUAGCUAGCAAGACCAGUGGUCAAGGAUGAUGGGAACUGUAGUCCAAAAACAGCUGGAGACCCAUGUUUGGGAAACCCUGGUGUAAUCAGUGAUUGGGAACGGCAUGCUGUGUAUUCCUCGUCAAUCUCCCCUCUAAGAAACCAUGAUUCCUAGAAGCAAAACAAACCAAGCAAAUGUGAUUGAUUUGAAGUACUGUACUGGGAUUUGCCCCUGAGAGCUGGAGGAGCUUUUCAUGUCAUGGAUCGCAAUUGACCAUGAUGUGGAGGGCAAGAUGUUUGGGAGCAAAAGAGCACGUAGAUGACAACCAUCUGUUUCUGACUGAGAACCACAUUGUCGCUUUCAUACCUGUGGAAGGCAAUGGCGGCUGGGUUUCAGAAUGCCGGCUCUCGUGUUCUACGGCCAGGGAUCAUGGCUUUGAGAAAGCUCUGUCCCUCCGGUGGCUUUCUGCUGGCUCUAUAACUGUCCAACAGCAUUCCUUGCAUCUCAUCCUGUUUCUGCAGAGGUAAGGCCUGGUCUGAUGACACGGGCCAGCUGGGCCCAGACAAGCACGCCCGGGAUGUCCCGUCUCUUGACAAGUAUGCUGAGGAGAGGUGGGAGGUGAGUGUUUUGCUUGUCCUUGUGCUCUGUUACAGGGCUCCAUUUUUUGUUUUGUUUUUUAAAAUUUAUUUAAUCAUUUUUUCAACAGAAACAACAACCGCAAUAGUCACAUACGACAAAAACCAAAAUAACACUAAUAACACAAUUUGACAAUUCAUAUUUGAAUACUGAUAUACCUAUGACUACACCUUUUUAACAAUAUUUCCCCAUCUCUCCUCCUCCUACUUCCCACCACUGACCGCCUUAUCACUUAAAUAUUCCUUCCAGAUUUCUUCAUAUUUAGCCAUUCUUAAUUUGCGUCGACAUGCAAUUCGUUCGUAUGCAGCUAGUCUGUCCAUAUUAUCAAUCCAUGUGCUCAAUGGAAUCUUUUUCUGGUUCUUCCAAUUCAUCAAAACAAGUUUUUUUGCUUCUAAUAUGGCACGGUACAUCCAUUUUUUUUUGACCCCUUGUAAUCUCCCACAUUUCCGGAAUAUAAUUUAGAAUUAAAUUCAGUUCCCCUAAAUAACAAUUUCUUUUUAUUACUCUUGCUAUAAAUAUCCUCACCUUUGUUUGUCCUUGUGGUGCAAGGACGGGGCUCCAUUGUAAGAGUCUUUUGGAGUCACCACCUCAUCUGGGCUGUGAGAAGAUGGAUUGUUUGCCUGGCCAUUUGCCAUAGCUGUGGUAGAACAGUGUGGAUGCACCAGGGCCUGUUUCCAGUGGCGAACCAGUCUGGACAAACCCUUUGUCUCCCACCCGGUUCCAUUUUUGUGCAUCCUCCUAGGUCAUCCUGCAUUUCAUGGUGGGCUCUCCAAGUGCAGCCGUGAGCCAGGACUUAGCUCAGCUACUCAUUGAAGCCGGACUGAUGAAGAGGUAAGUGGCAAAGAAGAAGGGGGCAGACAAACUGUGGGGUUGAGGGAGUAGGGAUGAAUGGUAAAAGAAGCUAUCUCAGCAUCCCAUGCGCAGUUCUCAGUACUGGUCCUGUCUGAUUAGGAGUCACAAGCCAUGUCACUCUUAAAAGAAUGGCCACUAGUUGGCAGGCCCCACUGACUUGAACACCUUGGGGGCAACAUAACAAACCAUGUGGCAAUGGUGGUGCUGAUCGCUGCAUAGGAACCCGGGUGGCGCUGUGGUCUAAACCACUGAGCCUCUUGGGCUUGCUGAUCAGAAGGUCGUCAGUUUGAAUCCCUGUGACAGGGUGAGCUCCCGUUGCUCUGACCCUGCUCCUGCCAACCUAGCAGUUUGAAAGCAUGCCAGUGUAAGUAGAUAAAUGGGUACCGCUGCGGCGGGAAGGUAAACGGUGUUUCCAUGCACUCUGGCUUCUGUCACAGUGUUUUGUUAUGCCAGAAGCGAUUUAGUCAUGCUGGCCACAUGACCUGGAAAACUGUGAACAAGCGCCCACUCCCUCGGCCUGAAACGAGAUGAACUCUGCAACCCCAUAGUCGUCUUUGACAGGACUUAGCUGUUCAAGGGUCCUUUACCUUACCUUUUAUAGGUAACUGCAUGUUGUUGGGGGGCAUUUAAAAUCCACAGUCACAGUCUACUUGAGAAUAGUUAAUGAAGCAUAUAGCGUGUAACACCGGUCUUGAAAGACCUACAUUGGCUCCCAGUACGUUUCUGAGCACAAUUCAAAGUGUUGGUGCUGACCUUUAAAGCCCUAAACAGCCUCGCCCCUGUAUACCACCCCCAUCGUUCAGCCUGGACACUAAGGUCCAGCGCCGAGGGCCUUCUGGCGGUUCCCUCACUGCAAGAAGUGAGGUUGCAGGGAACCAGGCAGAGGGCCUUUUUGGUAGUGGCACCUGCCCUGUGGAAUGCCCUCCCAUCAGAUGUCAAGGAAAUAAACAACCAUACAACUUUAAGGGGACAUCUGAAGGCAGCCCUGUAUAGGGAACAACAACAACAAGGACUUUAUUUGCGUAGCCAAUAGCAUCAAAGGACAGACACCAACAAAAAUACAUUACAAAUAUAGUUACCGUAUAAUCUUAAGACCUAUUAAAACCCUAGGUAGAAGCUGGAUUAUCAUUCAUCAAUGACCCUCUGCCCCAUGGGCGGCGGCCUUUUCUCUGGUAGAUUGUUCCAGGUCGGUUAAGUAAAUAGACCAGCCAAAUUGAAAGUUUAUAAAUAUAAAUAUAACCUCGGGGGGAUGGUCAGGACAGGGAGAAAGAUAAUAAUAACCAGAUGCAGAUAGGUUAAAAAUCUCAGUACCUAAAACUUAGCAGAGAUAAUAAAAUACUAAUAAUAAAACAUAAGGAUAAUAAUGAUAGGAUCCUAGGCGAGGAAUCCGGGUGACGACACUGAUGUCAUUCAGAUAGCAGCUCUCAGUCUCAUUGCUCUCUCGAAAAAUUUAGCAACCUUCUCUGUUGUCAAGCUGUUCUGGUCGGCUAGGAGUGAGAACAAUUUGGCUUCACAAGAGCGGCCCGGGAUAGCAGAUAGGAGCGGCGUGAUGGUCUCGUCCCUGAGAUCUUUAUAUAGGGAACAAGACAGGAGAAGUUUUUAAUGUUUGAUGUUUCAUUGUGUUUUUAAUAUUGUGUUGGGAGCUGCCCAGAGUGGCUGGGGAAACCCAGCCAGAUGGGCGGGAUAUAAGUAAUAAAUUAUUAUUAUUAUUAUUAUUAUUAUUAUUAUUAUUAUUAGCAGAAAUUGAUAAACUGACUGACUGUAUACAUAGGGGGAAAGGGAGCUUUCAGGAUGUGAGAGUCAAUUAACUAGAAUAUGAAUGGAAAAGAAUUUUCUUUUUGCAGAAAAUGGCUCUCUUUUCACAAUAAAAUUGCAGUGGUACCUCGGGUUACAUACGCUUCAGGUUACAGACUCCUCUAACCCAGAAAUAAUGCUUCAGGUUAAGAACUUUGCUUCAGGAUAGGAACAGAAAUCUUGCUUCGGCGGCGCGGCAGCAGCAGGAGGCCCCAUUAGCUAAAGUGGUGCUUCAGGUUAAGAACAGUUUCAGGUUAAGAAUGGACCUCCGGAAUGAAUUAAGUACUUAACCUGAGGUACCACUGUAAAUAAAUUGGGGAGGAGGAAAAAAUGCAGUACCUAUAUCUUUUUCUCCGCCAAGUAUUACCUCUGGCCCCACCUAAAACUGCCAGGUGGCUCUCAGAAAACUUUCCCCUCUCCUGAUCUAGACCUAAGUACACCACAGAGGAGGACCUCAUUCUGUUUUCCUCCAGCCUCUGUGUGUUUCUUCUUUAGCUCUGAACCAGGGGAGCCCCCCUGCAUCACAUCUUCUGGCUUCCAGUUCCUGUUGCUGGAUACCUCAUCUCAGCUGUGGUAUUUCAUGCUGCAGUAUCUCCAGUCGGCUGAGGUGAGGAAAAGAGGGAGCAACCUCUCUGGCUCUGCCCGCCCCCCCCCCCCCAGCUCUGGCUAUCUCCCUGUUGUGUUUUAACCACCUCUUCUUUCCCCCUACAGACCCGGGGCAUGGAUCUGGUGGAGAUUCUUUCCUUUCUCUUCCAGCUCAGCUUCUCCACUCUUGGCAAGGUGAGCAUCUUCCCCCAUCAGCUCCCAGUUUGGCAAACAGCAAAGUGGCAAAACAAGACAAUUGAAAAUACAAGGAAAAGCACACUCUAGAAUUUCAGGGCUGCCAGGAAGCAUGGUCUUUCAGCCAUCCAGUUCCUCCUGGGUGUUAAUCAUGGGCAAAGGCAGGCACAGCUUACCAAGGGAAGGCAUUUCAGAGAUAGGGAGCCACCACGGAAGAGGCCCUGCAGCUCCAUCCAGGCAGUACCAGUAGUGGCACCACUCCCCGUCGAUCGUAGGGUCUGUGAUGGUUGAUAUUGGAAGGGGGGAGCACUCUUUUAGUGGAGCCUAUAAAGCAGGGAGCAAAAGGAUAGGAGGGGUCAACUCCAUAAUUCUGCAUUGCAAGGAAAACAUUCCCCUUUCCCCCAGAUGCCUUUUAGGAUUGAUUCCUGUUUAUUUUCCCAUUUAUAACUUGACAAAUCUCUAUUGUGUCCCUUCUUUAAAAAUUUACCCUCAUAAGCUACAUUACCUCAAGGGAAUAUGCUUCAGCCUAGACGGUUGCCCAAAAGUGGAAGGCUGAAAAAGAGCCCUUGCCCCCUUUCAGCUCUGUGAUUUUAUAAGACUGGGGGCGGGGAAUGCACGAAUCAUGCUUUUUCCAAAAUCAGAUUGCAUCUCCCUCCUCAUUUCAGAAUACCACAUUCUAAGCUUUAGUCAUUGGGAGGUGAUGUUUAUAUUGGGCUUCAGGAAAACAAAGCAUGGUUAAGUGUGUUAUGUCUGUAGGCUCUUCCACACAUGCAGGUUCUUGAUAUCGGCAGCAUCUGGCGGUGAUGUUGACCUGCAUGUGUGAAUGCGCUAUCAUCACUGCAGCAGAGAGAAAUUUCACAUUGCCUCCUGGUGGUUUUCAGUAGUUUGGCCUGAUUCGGCUGGCAGGCAUGAAUCAUUGAAUGAUCCAAGUGGUCCCCCCCCCCCCGCCGUGUGUGUGUGUGUGUGUGUGUGUGUGAAAAUCAGCCCCCAUUUCCAUCCAUCUGUUCCCAGGACUAUUCCGUGGAAGGGAUGAGCGAGUCUCUGCUGAAUUUCCUCCAACACCUUCGGGAAUUUGGCCUCGUCUUUCAGAGAAAGGUAAGACCCCACGUUGGCUGAGUUAGAUCGUAUGUGGGUUUUUUCCGGGAAAGAACAGGGUGGAAGAAACAGCAGAAAGUUGUGCCCCCUAUUGUAGGCUGGGGAACCGAACGUUUUAAAGGACCUGCUGCGAAGAUGCAGAACUUAAUGAGUUCAAAGUGGAAGUUUGGAGUGGCACUUGUAAGCAGAGUUAGGUAGGUACGAGGGAUUUCAAGCCUGCAGGCGCCUUGCUGCCAUUAUCCAUCCUUCUCCCCUUCCAGAGGAAAUCUCGCCGUUACUACCCAACACGGCUGGCCAUCAACCUUUCCUCUGGCAUCUCGGGCACCGCAGUGGACACCCAUUACCAGGGCUUCAUAAUUGUGGAGACCAACUACAGGAUCUAUGCCUACACAGGUCAGAGGCUGACUCCCAGGGUGGAUUUUAGCUUCUGCAUGCGUCCCAGGUGCAAUUCCGGGUAUCUCCAAGUAGGGCUGUGAAUGUCCCCUGCCUGAAACCUUGGAGAGCCCCAGCUAAUCUGUGUUUUCCAUAUUAUUAAUUAUUGGUUGGUUGGUUGGUUGGUUGGUUGAUUGAAUUGAUAUACGGCCCUACACCUGGGGGUCUCAGGGCAGUUCACAGAAUAAAAUCAAGAUAUAAAACCACAAAAUACCUAAUAAAAACAGCAACCCAAUAGCCCCCCCCCAAAAAACCCAGAUCAACCAAAUGCCCAGUUAAAAAGGAAUGUUUGUGACUGGCACCUGAAGGUGUAUAAUGAAGGCACCAGGCGAACUUCCCUGGGGAGAGCAUUCCACAGACGGGGAGCCACUGCAGAGAAGGCCCUGUUCUCGUGCUGCCACCCUCCGGACCUCUCAAGGAGGAGGCACACAAAGGAGGGACUCAGAAGAUGAUCUCAGGGUCUGGGAAGGUUCAUAUGGAAAGAGGUGGUCCUUGAGGUAUUGUGGUCCUGAGCCGUUUAAAGCUUUAUAGGUCAAAACCAGCACUUUGAUCCCGGAAACUAAUUGGUAGCCAGUGCAGUCAGACCAGGAUCUGUGUAAUAUGCUCAAACCGUCUUGCUCCGGUGAGCAACCUGGCCGCUGAAUUCUGCACUUGGGUCUCUGGCGGCUUUUGGACUACAGUUCCCCAUCAUCCCUGGCCACCGGUCCUGCUAUAGCUAGGGAUGUAGUCCAGAAGAAGACCCAAGUUUGGGAAACCCCAGUAGACAAUACUGAACUCAAUGGCUCGGUGGAGCAACUCAGUGUAAGACAGCUUUCUAUGGUCCUCUUGUUUGUGGUUUUGUGGGCCUCCCGCCACAACCUCUGCAGAUCCUAAAUGAUAACGCUGGUUUUGUAACCCAAUGGCACUUAAACAAGAGAGGAGACCAAGGUAGGUAGCCUCUAAUUAUUCAGGACCGUCAUCCUCCCUCUUGGAGGGCUUUUGUGAGUGCCGGGUUCACCGGGGUCUAGUUCAGGACUAGGAAGCUCCUAGGUCAGACUAAACUCAAUGUUGGCUAAUCAGACUGGCAGCAGCUUUCCGGGAAACAGAGGCUGUUUUAAUUGGAAAUGCCUGAGGUUGAAUCUGAGGCCUUCUGCAGGCAAGGUAGGUUCUCACAGGGAACCAGACAAAAGGGCCUUCUUGGUAGUGGCACCCGCCCUGUGGAACGCCCUCCCAUCAGAUGUCAAGGAAAUAAACAACUAUUCGACUUUUAGAAGACAUCUGAAGGCAGCCCUGUUUAGGGGAGCUUUUAAUAUUUGAUGAAUUAUUGUAUUUUAAUAUUUUGCUGGAAGCCGCCCAGAGUGGCUGGGGAAACCCAGCCAGAUGGGGGGUAUAAAUAAAUUAUUAUUAUUAUUAUUAUUAUUAUUAUUAUUAUUAUUAUUAUAUUAACCACCCAUUCUUGGGUUCAGCUGUGAAAUAAUACUAAAAGAGAGUACAUGUUAGCAUGUGCAGAGUAACUUUUUGUCCAUCUCACACGUACCAAAAAAAUCUGAGCUUGGUAGACAUUUUUCUGGGCAGAAGGGGUGUACUUACUUUCAAAAGUUAAGCUCUGGACUUCUCUCUCUCUGCCCUGGUUUCCAGAUUCCGAACUACAGAUUGCGCUCAUCGCCCUCUUUUCCGAGAUGCUCUACCGCUUCCCCAACUUGGUGGUGGCUCAGGUCACCCGGGAGAGCGUGCAGCAAGCCAUCGCCAAUGGCAUCACGGCAGACCAGGUGGGGAACCAGGGAGAGGCUGUUGGGUUAACCAGUUUAAAGGGAACCUAGCAGAGUGUGGUUCGCUUCUGUCUACUGGUUAGCCUCCCCCUUCCUUUGGAUGUUUCCCAGCACAGGCGAAGCCAGCACUGGGAAUAGUAGAAGUGGUCAAGUGAUGGUGUCAGUCAAAUAGUACUAAGGCCAGCUCUGUUUCGUUCCCUUUUUCUUUUCUCUGUCCCACAGAUCAUUCAUUUCCUACGUACCAGAGCUCACUCUGUGAUGCUGAAACAGGUGAGGAUUACGGCACAGGGUGUGGUCACUCAGUGGAUCGCUGCAUAAAAGAAUCACGCCUCCCUUUCCAAAGUUUUUAUGACUUUGUGGGAUAAGUCUAUGUUCCAGCUCAGCUGUUUGGAGGCAGGAUACCAGUUGCCAGGAAUCGCAAGUCGGGAGAGGGAUAUUAUUAUUUUUUAAAUAUAUUUUUAUUGAACAACUUUAACAAACAAAUUAUCAGUCAGCAUAACCAUUUACUUUCCCCCCCUUUCCCCCCCCUCCCCAAGGACUUCCCUCAGCUCUUCUCUCUGGUUUCUUUGCACAUAUUAUCCUCUGCAUAUUAUAAGGGAGAGGGAUAUUUUUAUGCUGUGAACCGCCCUGAGGUCUAUGGACAAAGGGCAGUACAGUGGUACCUCGGGUUACAGACCCUUCAGGUUACAGACUCCGCUAACCCAGAAAUAUUACCUCGGGUUAAGAACUUUACCUCAGGAUGAGAACAGAAAUCGUGCGACGGCAGCGGGAGGCCCCAUUAGCUAAAGUGGUACCUCAGGUUAAGAACGGUUUCAGGUUAAGAACGGACCUCCGGAAUGAAUUAAGUUCGUAACCAGAGGUACCACUGUAUAUAAUUUUAUUAUUGCUAAUAAUGUUGCACUUAGGCUACACUUUUGGGCUUCCCAUGAGCAUCUGGGUGGCCACUGUCAAAACAUUAUGCUGGACUAGAUGGGUCAUUGGGUCUGAUCCUGCAUGGCGCUUCUUAUGAAAAGAUGGGCGUCACAUGUUGGCAAGACAAAUUGGAAUGUGGCCUCGAGGAUUCUGGGUAACCUCUGCUAGGGAGAUUCCAAUGGAAGCCUUGGCUGCUGCAGCAAUAGGAAUACCGUAUUGGCCCAAAUAUAAGCCGCACCUUUAAAAUUGGAGGGGGGGGAGAAAAAAUAUAUAUAAUACCCAAAUAUAAGCCGCUCCAUUCCUCGCUGUUCCUGGCGCUGUUUUCCUCGAGCUCCUGGCUGCAUACCGUAAGGUUGUGAAUAUAAGCCGCACUUUAACUUUUCAUGGUUGGAAUUUGGGGGGAAAGUGAGGCUUUUAUUUCAGGCCAACACAGUAGAUCAUUUUUUGUUUUCCGCGUUGUCCUUUCCAUAUGCGUCCCUGACUCUGAUGUCUUGCCCCAUAGACCCCGGUGCUGCCUCCCACUAUCACAGAUCAGAUCCGGCUGUGGGAGCUGGAACGAGACAGACUCCGCUUCUCUGAGGGUGAGUGUCUGUGGGUGAGGAACUCCGGUGGGAUGGAAAGAGAGAAGAACAUGGGAAAGAGAAGGGGUGUAUCUCUAGUGGAAAUAUCUCUGCGUUCUGGCAGAUUAUCUUCCCAUCUUCCAUCCCACCCAACUUCCUUCUUGCUUCAGAUCCACCUUUCUGGGCUCCCCCAUGGUGUGUUUUUUCUUCCUCCUUUCACAUCAAGUGAUCUUUUGCCUCCACGGUCAGACGCAGCAAUGCUUCUGAACACCAGAUUCUGGAAACCACAGAAGAGCAGCACACCAGUUGUGUUCUCAUCAGGGUGGAUAAAAAUCAAUUAUUUUUUUAAAAAAAUAUCAGGUUUUUUAAAUUUAAAUUGGAUUUUUAAAAUAACAUGCUUUUGGAGGAAAAAAUCUUUCUAAAGAUAGUUUUCUAUUUAAGUUACGUUAUAGUUCAAAGGCUAUUCAUCAGGAAAUAAGGAUUUGUUUUAAGUUUUUCAUGUGUGCUAAAACUCAUUAAAGGGGAAAAAAUUGUUUAACCACAUCAGUUUAUAAUCAUUGAUACAUAUGCUAUAAUGUUAUUGUUUUAGUUAAAUAAAAAUUUUUAAUUGUUAUUAAGGAAAUGAUUGUUUUCCUCUUUCCAAUAAAGUACAGCAGAAAAGUUGUCCCAAUAUAGAUAGUUAACUUAUUAAACCUCACAAUCAUUUCGUAAUUAUUUGUCUAUGUAUUUCUAAUAGUAUAACCAAAUCAGUAAUUUUUUAUAUAACUGUAAAAAGUACUCUGUAAAUUUAUUAUUCCAAAAAUGGAACCUUCCUCUGGUUGUAAAUAUUAAGAUUCUGCCAGCAAGAAUGAGUCUUUCUGAAAAAAAAGAGAGAUUUAAAUCAAGUCUUACUGACUAGUGAUUUAAAUCGAUUUGAUUUAAAUCAAAUCCACCAUGGUUCUCAUCCCCCCUUCUUUGCAUCCACCAUCUUCCCCCUCAAUCCUCUCCCUGCCACCUUGUUCCUUUCCCUGACCCUUCUCUGCCUGCCUCCCCAUCUACUCCUCGCAUCUCAAACUCUUGAGCUCUCCUCUGUGCUUUUUCACCAUGUCUUCCUGCUUUCUCUCUCGCCCUCCAGGUGUCCUCUACAACCAGUUCCUGUCCCAGGUCGACUUUGAGCUGCUGCGCAACCACGCAAAGGAGCUGGGGGUCCUGGUCUUCGAGAACCCGGCCAAACGUCUCAUGGUGGUGACGCCCGCCGGCCACUCGGACGUCAAGCGCUUCUGGAAGCGGCAGAAACACAGUUCCUGA